Messenger RNA from Monomorium pharaonis (pharaoh ant), 2272 nucleotides. RefSeq names its product protein O-glucosyltransferase 2. Bases 493 to 2055 code for a protein of 520 amino acids. The record is from RefSeq and is a predicted model, not a curated record. NCBI's taxonomy places the organism in Eukaryota, Metazoa, Arthropoda, Insecta, Hymenoptera, Formicidae. Gene Ontology annotation, cellular component: endomembrane system. The transcript has 7 exons. Gene Ontology annotation, molecular function: glucosyltransferase activity.
GAAUCACUGAGCGCUCACUCAACAGUUGUGUCUGCUGAACGCGGCCAUUAGCUACAUUCAGAAAAUAACAGUUGAGUAAUUCGCUAAUAUAAUUGGUCUAAAUUUAGAGAUCUAACCGUAAGGACCAAUAAUCACUGAUCACAGAUCACUUAUUAGUGAUUGUGUUUUCUGAACGUAACCAUUGAAUUCUAAAAAGUUUCGUGAAAAGAUCAAAUUGAGAAAAUAAACUGAGAGAUGCUAUGAGAGAAAGAAGGAGAUAUGUAAGAAUGAAUGUUACUUAUGUGUGCACAUUCACAUUUAUAAAUGAAUGAAAAAAAAUUUAACUGUCAAAGGCAAAUCAAGCAGUCGAUUUCGGUUCUAUUAACCAUUAUCGAUAAAUUUCUGCAUUUAUGGUAGGUUUUUAGGAAAAUCAAAGUACUAGUUUUUUUUUAACAGACAUCAUACUAAUCAAAAGCAGAAACAUUGUACAUUGUUUAAAUAUUUGUGAUAAGUAUGCACCUGGCAACAUUCUUAGUGCUGUUUAUCUGCGUGGGAGCAAGAAACGUCAAUGUGAAUCCAUUGAAAACAAUAAUCUGGGGCCCAGGAUUGAAACCAACAGAAGUUACCAUGCGUGCAAGAUAUUUCUUCUUACAACUCGUCGAUUCACAGGGAAGAAAUUUGACAAAAUCUCCAGGUGAAAAUAUAGUCACUGGACAAAUAUAUGGACAAUCUCUCAAUGGUGCAUCAUGUCGCGUGUGGUCCCAAAUCUUUGACUGUAAAGAUGGUAGUUUUAUAAUACGUUACAAAGUUUUUAAUACCUGUUUCGAUGUUAAGAUUAAAGUGAAAAUCAAAGGAAAAGAAUUACCACUACCACAUUCAGAGAUCAAAGGUCCUGUUUAUGAGGAAGAAUGUUACUGUCCAAAUCCAUCAAUCACUAACUGGCUAAAUCACUAUCAAUGUCAACAAAAUUACACUCAAAUAUAUCGUGAUCUCUCUCCGUUUUCAAAUAUUGACUUCGAUAAAGUACGUCAAACCAUUAUCAAAAGAUAUGACCGACCAACCAGCAUCAGUCUUUGUCAUUACGUUUUGAAAUCUAACAGAGUUUAUAGGCAAUGUUACGGCCAGUACGUUGGCUUCAAAAUAUUUAUGGAUGCUAUACUGUUGUCACUCGCGCGCAAAGUAACACUGCCGGAUAUUGAAUUCUUCGCAAAUUUGGGUGACUGGCCGCUUGUUCCCGAUUCGGGUCCUCUCUAUCCUAUUUUUUCAUGGUGUGGAUCUGAAAAUACGAAAGAUAUUGUUAUGCCUACAUACGAUAUCACAGAAUCGUCUCUGGAAGCGAUGGGAAGGGUAAUGUUAGACACACUCUCCGUACAAGGUAAUGGACUACCAUGGGAGAACAAGACUGAACAAUUGUUUUGGCGUGGACGCGACGCUAGAAGGGAACGCCUUGAUUUGAUAGAUAUUUCAAGAAAGCAUCCAGAGCUUUUCAAUGUCUCCAUCACUAAUUUCUUUUUCUUUAGGGAUGAGAUAGAUAAAUAUGGGCCUGCACAAAAUUACGUAUCAUUUUUUAAUUUUUUUAAGUACAAAUAUAUGUUGAAUAUUGAUGGCACAGUAGCAGCUUAUCGAUUUCCAUAUUUACUUGCUGGAGAUUCUUUGGUAUUUAAGCAAGAAUCAAAGUAUUAUGAAUUUUUUUACAAAGAACUAACACCUGGGUUACAUUAUGUGCCUGUAAAAAGCGAUCUGUCGGACCUUGUUGAAAAAAUCAUAUGGGCGAAGGAGCAUGAUGAGGAUGGAUUGAGAAUUGUUAAAUCUGCCAGACAAUUUACCAGGGAUAAUUUAUUACCACGUGAUAUAUUAUGUUACUAUACAGUUUUGUUUCAUGUACGAGAAAAAGUCCUAUUUUAUAUUUUUCUUGGGUAUAUAUUCUUUUCAAAUAAUACAAUUUUUAUAUUUCAGGAAUGGAGUAAACGCUUAAAGAGUGAAGUUGAAGUACUGAAUAACAUGGAAGAAGUACCACAACCUAGUCAUUCUUGUCAGUGUCAUUUUAGAAAUUCAAAUCUUCGAGAUGAAUUGUAGUUUUUAACAUCUUCUCUAUGAAAUCUAUUUAUAUAAUGAAGAUUCAACAGAUUAGCAUUUUCCAUUCAAGUAUCGUCUGUCACGCAUGCAUGAAAAUGCACAUCAACUUACUAAGAUUUUGUAUCUAAUCGCUAGUAUCCGAAUGAAAAGAAACAUGAGCUCAAGCUUGAAAAACAAAUAUUUGUCUAAUAUUUAAUAAAUCUUCUCUUUUACAAUA